AAAAAAAAUAUUUGUCAGUUUGUCAAAAACCGCAAAUGCUUGAUGUGCGUUUUGUUGAGCGAAUUUUAUUUAACUUCACAUUUCUAACAAAACAAAGCGAAUGUGCACAAAAAUACACCUUUUUCAGCGUGACCAACACGUUUACUUGCCAUUUGGCUCAUAAAACCCUACUCAACUGAUACUCAAAACUUGCCUUCAGGGUGCUGACUUUUGCCAUAAAAUUUUGUAUUUUCUUCAAUAAUUUUGUAUUGUCCCAAGCAAGAAGCAACGGCCAAGAAACGGUGAAUUUUAUAGCAUAUAUUGUAUUAGAAGCUAACAAUGACUACUUCAUCAGAAGAUGUUCUGCUAAGUAUUGGCUAUGUGAGGUAUAAGAAGGGUGAUGGAACUCUGUAUGUGAUGAACCAGAGGCUAGCCUGGAUGCUGGAGCACCGAGACACGGUGGCUGUCUCACAUAAAUAUGCUGAUAUUAAAACUCAGAAAAUCUCACCGGCUGGCAAACCCAAAGUCCAGUUACAAGUGGUCCUACACGACGGCACAUGCUCAACGUUCCACUUCGUGAACCCGGCCGGCGCGGAGCAGCAGGCCAAGGACCGCGACCAGGUCAAGAUGCUGCUCCAGGAUCUACUGCCCAAGUUCAAGAGGCAGAUUGAUGGGGAGCUUGAGAUGAAGUCUAAAUUAUUGUCCCUUCAUCCUAUAUUAAAGCAUUUAUAUGAAGACUUAGUGAUAUCAAAGGUGAUAAAUAGUGAAGAAUAUUGGAACACACCCACAUUAAAACAUUAUACUGAAUCUAAUAGUAUUAAACAAGAAGUCGGUGUGUCUGGAGCGUUUCUAGCGGAUAUACAGCCACAAACAGAUGGCUGCAAUGGGCUAAAAUAUAACCUAACGCAGGACAUAAUAGAUGCGAUAUUCAAAACGUACCCGGCUGUGAGGAAGAAACACAUAGAUUAUGUGCCCAAGAAAAUGACUGAAGCUGAGUUCUGGACCAAAUUUUUUCAAUCACAUUAUUUUCAUAGGGACCGUAUAGCAUCAUCAUCUAGUAAAGACUUGUUUGGUGAAUGCGCUAAACUAGACGACCAAUCCAUCGCGUCUGCCAUGAAACAUACUACAUUGGAUCUUACGGUGGACCUCCCCCAGUUCACCGAACGGGUGCCCCUACUCCCGCACGAGGACGACGCUCCAGAACAGCGGGCGGACAGCGGCGCCGUGCACCGGAACAUGAUCAAGCGGUUCAACCAACACUCUAUCAUGGUGCUAAAAGCUAGUCAGAAAUCAAGUAGUUCUAAUAGUAAUAGUAGUAAUAACAAUAAAACGAAUAGCAAACCGACGGAAAACGGAGUGAAAGAGACAAAUACAAAUGGCAUAGGAGAGAAGAGGCCAGCAGAGGAUAGCAAUAGUGAAUGUAAAAACGAACCGUUAGAAAAGAAACAGAGGUUGUUAGAGAAAAUACAUUAUGAAGACUUGGAAGGCACGGGGGAGCCUGAAGAUGUUCAGGAAUUGAAAUUGUCUAAGGUAGAAAGAUAUUUAUUAGGUCCGAGUUCACAAAUUCAACAGUCGAGUACAAAAGGCUCCAACCCGCCGCCGCUGUCUGCUCUCGCGUCGAUAUGUCAGGCGUGGUCCCACGGGCAACAGUGCGUGCGCCCCGUGCGUCUAUCAGCCGCCGCGGCGGUGGCGGCCCUAGGGGAACUCAGUCCCGGCGGCGCUCUGAUGAGGGACCCUUCUCAUGCCAUGUAUGCACAACUAAUACCCCCAGACGUCAAAUCGGACCUGCACCGUAUGUACCUCUCCGGCGGUGAACUACUGCGGGAACUCUGGAGGUGCUUCCCCCAGCCUGGCUCCAGCGUGGUGGAGGGAGAAGACAACAGCGCCAGAGCGAGCCAGUUCUAUGAGGCGCUGCGCAGGUUUAGACACGUCAAGCUAAGGCCGUUUGAGGAAAAAAUGCUUCGCGAUCUGACGCCGCUAGCGACAUCUCUGACGAAACACAUGAACCAGAUGAUCGACACCGCGUGCGCGAAAUACGUGACUUGGCAGCAACGGCAAGGCAAACUACGGUAGUACUCGACUACACCACUAGAUGUCGUUCAACUUUGAGCUGGUUAAUAUUGUCUAGGGUCCGACACGAUAAGUUUGCAACGGGUUUUAAACAUUUGCUGUACUACCACAAAAAAACUUUAAACACUGUUUAACAAGUGUUUAAAACGAAAUUUGACAGAUUUUGUAGGCGUUUGACAGCGCUAAACACCUGUUAAAUACUGUCUAAGUUUUUGUUGAAAGGCCCUUGUUUUGUUAAACUGUUAGCCCGAAUAACGACGUACCAUGUCAAUACCAGAAAUUUCAAAGAUGUUAAGUAUUUUAUGCAUAUUCGUUGCAAUUCAGCCACUUUUCCAGUCUGGGCAAUUCAAUAUUAAUCCACAUUAGACCAGUGAAACCAGUUCUAUUGGUACAGUCUGUGAAUGCCUAACAUAAUUUAAGUAGAAGUUUAAAAUGUGAAGCUUGUAAUACCUAACUGGGCUUUAGAAAGCAUUUUACCCUAUGUCCUUCCUAUGUUUGUAGCAUUUUCAGCCGAAGUUAGGUAUUUCAAUCUGUACUUAGGUAUUUAAUUAAUAAUUUUAUUUAGGAUGGAAGUAAUAAAUGCAUUUUUGAUACACCAAAUCAUAUUAUAACUGAAAUGUUCUGUGCUUCUUUGUAUACGGGCAUUAUGGAUUAUUCUGAAUGAGUGGUUAACAAUUAAAUUCGUAAUUUAUGUU
This is a messenger RNA of Plutella xylostella (diamondback moth), 2744 nucleotides long. RefSeq names its product transcription factor B1 (gene Tfb1). The record is from RefSeq and is a predicted model, not a curated record. Gene Ontology annotation, cellular component: transcription factor TFIIH core complex. Lineage: Eukaryota; Metazoa; Arthropoda; Insecta; Lepidoptera; Plutellidae. Gene Ontology annotation, biological process: DNA-templated transcription; nucleotide-excision repair.